GGCGAAACCCUAGCUCGUCACGGUGGGCGGUGGGCGGCGGCGGGGGUGACGGCGCCGGAAUCGAGGAGGUAGCCCUGAUUUUUUUUUUUCAACUAAAAAGUUGUUGUGUUGUUCGCAUCACCGCACUGCACUGCCCGCAGCACCGGUGAUCGUCGUCUUCCAUCCUGCUCCACGCCAUAGCGCCGGUAGUUGUCGUCUUCCUUGAGCAGCCCCGCACCACACUGCACCACCGUGCUCGCCCUCCUCCCCAGAUCCGGCCAUGGGCAGAGGUCCUGGUGACCGUGGAGGUGGAGGGCCUGGUGACCGUUGAGGCGGAGGUCCUAUUGGCUGAGGGCGGCGUGGAGGUGUGCGUCGUCACGGAGCUCUACUGCAUGCUCUGCCUGGUGGAGAUGGACGUGCAAAUAGUGAAGGCCCUGCUGCUCAUCGUGCUCACCCUGCUUGUGCUACUGCUGCUGCUGCAGUGUGUUGUGCUCACUGAGGAAGCCCACCACCUCGACGUUACCAAUUCAAAGAAGAGAUUGCUGAGAGAGCUUGGCACAAAUGUUACAGAAGAUUUGGUUGUGCUGAUGCCAAAUUUGCUGUCAUUUUUGAAGCAUGAUGAUCCUGUGGUUGUUAAGCAAUCUAUAGCUAGUGGGACAAAUUUAUUUGCUGCUGUAUUGGAAGAGAUGACACUUCAGGUUAACAAGUGUGGAAAACUUGAAACUUGGCUUGAAGACGUGUGGGCUUGGAUGAAGCAGUUCAAAGAUGCAGUCUGUGGUGUGAUGAAUGAGCCAGGCCCUAUUGCAACUAAACUACUUUCUCUAAAGUUCAUUGAAACAUGGAUUUUGUGUUGCACACCUCAAGCCAACAGUGACCAAACACAGCCAACUGAAGGAAAAAACUGGAGAUUUGAUACUGCACGAUUAUCUCAAUUUCAUCCUAGCCUUGAUCCUGCUGUCUUGGAAGCUGAUGCACAUAGAGCUCUCCUCCUCCUCUUGGAUAUUCUUCGAACAGCUUAUGCCCAUCGAGGGUCCUUCCUAGUUGGCACCAUUAAUUCUCUUGCAGCAGUUGUAAAGAUCCGGCCAAUUUACUAUGACCGCGUGUUGCCAGUGUUGCUUGAUUUUGACCCUGGCUUGGAGACUGCAAAGGGGGCACAUUCAGCAAGCCUGCGGUAUGCCGUAAGAUCAGCUUUUUUGGGGUUUCUACGAAGUCCUCACCAGGCAAUGAUUGAGUCUAAAGACAUAUUAGUAAGGCGGCUGCGUGUUAUCAGCCCUGGUGAGGCAAUGGAACAAAAUAUUAGGCAGGCAGAGAAGAUGUCUAGAAAUAUAGAGCGUGCUUCUCGUGCUAUCAAGGAUGAGUCUACAUCAUGGGAGAUGCCUUAUGGAGAUAUUAAUCGGAAGAAACCUGCUGCCCGAUCAAGUGAUAUUCUUACUACGUCUGAUGGCUUAGCUAAGAGAGCAAGAUUUGACAUGUCUGCCACUUCAAAUCUUCCAGUUCUGGGAUCCUCUGAUUAUUCUGAUAUGCAGGCUGACGAUGGUUCCAGUGUGGGUCAUUUGUCUGAUCCAGCCAUAUUGAAUAACGACGUGUCUCCUGUCGAGAAGAUGAUUGAAAUGAUUGGUGCUUUACUUGCUGAAGGAGAAAGAGGAGCUGAAUCCUUGGGUAUUCUUGUCUCAACAGUAGAGGCAGAUGUCAUGGCUGACAUUGUGAUAGAAACAAUGAAACAUCUAUCAGAAGCUUCAUUUCAUUUAGCAACAAAUAACGGUGUCCAACAACUGAAUUUUAAAUAUUCCUCUGGUCUCCUAGCACAAAAUCUACCAGCCAAUUCAGACUCUUCACUGUUCACUGCACAAUCGACACCCACAGCAGAUGGAGUCAGCAUGUCACCAUCUGAAGCCUUUGUUAUGACUAGUGUUCAUGAUGCUAAGCGUGAUCCAAGAAGGGACCCUCGUCGCCUCGAUCCACGGCGGAUAGUUUCACCUUCUGCUUUAAAUUCGAUACAGGUGAAGAUGGAAACCAAUAGUGUGCAUCAAACAGAUAAUCUGUCGAACACACUCUACUCCAAUUCUGGGAAGUCUGAAAACUAUUCAGACUAUUCAGGAGAUUUACAAAAAAAUGAAGAUGAACAGCACUCAGCUUCUCAACCUAAUCAAACAAUUGCCAAAGAUAAGUUGGAGCUUCUGGAUGUUGCCACUGAACAGGAGCCGACAUCUGAAGUCGAGGCACCAGUGGAUGUCAGGAUUCAUUCUUCUGAUGUUGAAGAUAUGGUGAAACCCAUGACUGCAGAAGUUAUUUCACUUGACGAAUCUGAUAGUACGGAUUUAGAGGUUGACCCCUUUUUACCAGCUCCGGAGGCAUCAACACCAGAGGACACCAAUCAUGACUUGCCAGUUAUUACAUCUCAGUUGGAAUUAAGUGAAAAAGGGAAAAUCUCAAUUAACAAACUAGCCAUUGGGCGGAUACUCGAUGAUUACAAGAAAAAUAGUCUCAAUGCCAGAUUUUCUUUGCUUGCCCAUUUGAUUGCGCAGAGUGCUACUGAUGAUAACAUUAUGGAUUUGAUUCAGAGGCACAUUAUCUUUCACUCUCAUGAUCAGAAGGGGUAUGAACUGGCAAUGCAUGUGUUGUAUCAGCUGCGGAGUAUCAGUGUUGCUAAUUCGCCAGAAAGCUCUACCUCUACUUCUAAACAUUACGAGAAGUUCUUUAUAUCACUUGCGAGGUCCUUGAUUGAUUCACUGCCUGCUUCAGACAAGUCUUUUAGCAAACUUUUAUGCGAUGCACCAUAUCUACCUGAGUCUUCGUUUAGAUUACUGGAGGAUCUUUGCAUGUCAGAAGACAACAGCCAACAAUUAAAGGAUGGGGAUGGGGACCGUGUUACCCAAGGCCUGGGAACUGUAUGGAGCCUUAUCUUGGGUCGGCCUCCACUUCGCGAUGUUUGCUUGGAUAUUGCUCUGAAGUGUGCUGCCCACUCUCAAGAUGAAGUCAGGGGAAGGGCAGUUAGAUUGGUUUCAAAAAGGCUCUAUGAUCUACCAUAUGCAACAGAAAAAAUAGAGCAGUUUGCCAUAGAGAGUCUUGUGGGAGUCACUAGUGAGCAUACUGUGGACACAGAUAUUAAUUUGAAAUCCUUGAAAGAAUCUACAGCUGAGAUUGAGGUAGGCAGCCAGGGAACUUCAGUUAGUGGCUCCCAGAUCCCAGAUACUGAGCUUUCUGAAAACGAACCAUUCAAGCCAUCAUUGGUUUCACCAAAACAGUCAGCAUUAUCUGUAUCUGAGGCAAAACGCCGUACUUCUUUGUUCUAUGCACUUUGCACCAAGAGACCUAGUCUUCUUCAACAUCUGUUCAAUGUUUAUGGAAGGUCUCCAAAAGUUGUCAAGCAGUGUAUCCAUUGGCAUAUGCCCAAUCUUAUAAGAAAUCUUGGGCCCUCGUGUCCUGAGAUGCUGAACAUAAUUCAUAAUCCACCUGAAGGCAGUGAAUAUCUUAUUACCUUGACACUGCAAACAUUGACCGAAGAUUCAAAUCCUUCAGCCGACCUAGUUGCUGCUGUUAAACAAUUAUAUAAUACCAAGCUGAAGGAUGCAUCUAUCCUCAUUCCCUUACUGCCUUCAUUUCCAAAGGAGGAGGUAUUGCCUAUAUUUCCGAGGCUAGUUGAUCUCCCGCUUGAGAGAUUCCAAGACGCACUUGCUCGGAUACUGCAGGGAACUGCUCAUACUGGUCCAGCAUUGACUCCUGCUGAAGUUCUGAUUGCAAUUCAUGAUAUUAACCCAGAAAAAGAUAAAGUUGCCCUAAAGAAGGUCACGGAUGCUUGCACGGCUUGCUUUGAGCAACGUACGGUAUUUACUCAGCAGGUUUUGGAGAAGUCACUCAAUCAAUUGGUUGACAGAAUACCAAUUCCUCUUCUUUUUAUGAGAACAGUUAUUCAAGCGCUUGAUGCUUUCCCUGCUUUGGUUGAUUUUGUCAUGGGAAUACUCUCCAGGCUCGUCAAUAAACAGAUAUGGAAAAUGCCAAAGCUAUGGGUUGGGUUUUUGAAAUUGUCAUUCCAGACUCAGCCACGUUCUUUUGAUGUCUUAUUACAGCUACCUCCACCACAACUUGAGUUUAUGUUGAAUAAAUAUCCCAAUCUUCGGACACCUCUUUCUUCCUUUGUUAAUCAGCGGAAUAUGCAUACCACCUUGCCCAGACAGAUUUUGAACAUUCUGGGGUUUUUUAGUGAACCACAGCAGACACCAAUGACGUUUGUGCCUGCUACAUUACAAACAGCGGAUGCAACCUCCUCUCUUCCUGGUGCAACCCUGAUGUGAAUAUAAUGUUGUGGAAGCCAUCAGAUGCAAGAAAGGUCGAUGCACAUACAGAUCUUCAUAGACAAUAGUGCGCAGAAUGGACGGAUCAUCAAUGAAGAUUGCUGCCCCUCUGAUGUGUACUAUUUUGCAAUGGCUGGUUAUAAUCAACUCCGCAUGGAGAAUGGGAGAUGCUGACAGGAGCCAACCGAGGUGAUUGUGUCCUGGAGAUCAGAGUUUUUUCUCCUGUGGAACGGAAGUCAUCCAACUUGUAUAGUAGCUUUACUAUUGUGGCUAAAUGUAGUCCCGUUGUCGUGGUUCUGGGAGUCUGGCCCUUGCAGGCAGAGGCAAAGGAAAAAGGACGGAGAAGGCUGUUUAAAGCAAGUCAGAUUACAGCUGCUGCAUUCAUUUCAUUGGGAGCAGGAUUUGACUAAUUUACUCUAACCAUUGUUGUAACAAUUUGUCUGUAUACAUUAGUUAAUAAUUGAGUUUUUGCUGCUAGUGUUAGGGCAUUCCCAAUGGGUAGUUUUUAGAGGUAGUUUCCAAGAGCAAUUAAUGUAGUAAAUGCAAUGUCUAUCCAAAGAAAAUUUAAAUGCAUCACAAAAUAGCAAUCAUACAACAACACUGUUAUUGAGAGCUAUCCCUUCAUCGUCA
This is a messenger RNA of Sorghum bicolor (sorghum), 4901 nucleotides long. RefSeq lists its product as uncharacterized. Bases 372 to 4271 code for a protein of 1299 amino acids. NCBI's taxonomy places the organism in Eukaryota, Viridiplantae, Streptophyta, Magnoliopsida, Poales, Poaceae. The record is from RefSeq and is a predicted model, not a curated record. The transcript has 27 exons.